GGGAAGGACACUAAAUACUGGGCUCCCUGCACAGCUGGCAGCCACAUUUGCAGCCUGUCCAUCUGUCUGUCCAGCACCUGCUUGAGCCUGUAUUGGUGUCAACACGAUGAGCUCUGACCUGGAAACAGCCAUGGAGACCCUCAUCAAUGUGUUCCACACACACUCGGGCAAGGAGGGGGACAAGUACAAGCUGAGCAAGAAGGAGCUGAAGGAGCUGCUGCAGACUGAGUUCUCUGGUUUCCUGGAAGCCCAAAAGGAUGCGGAAACUGUGGACAAGCUGAUGAAGGAACUCGAUGAGAAUGGAGAUGGGGAGGUGGACUUCCAGGAGUAUGUCACCUUUGUGGCUGCCCUCACAGUGGCCUGCAACAACUUCUUCUGGGAGAAUAGCUAGGCAGACAGUCCCAAAGACCACACCCUGCCCGUGACCAUCCCCACAUGUCCUCUCCCCGGUUCCCUUCUCCCACCAGCAGGCUGACAUAGUAGCGUAGCAGGCCUGCUCUCAGCAUUCAUUAAAGCUCAUUUCUGCCACUCCA
Messenger RNA from Suncus etruscus (white-toothed pygmy shrew), 533 nucleotides. RefSeq names its product S100 calcium binding protein A1 (gene S100A1). Gene Ontology annotation, cellular component: sarcoplasmic reticulum. Bases 107 to 391 code for a protein of 94 amino acids. The transcript has 3 exons. Gene Ontology annotation, molecular function: calcium ion binding; S100 protein binding. The record is from RefSeq and is a predicted model, not a curated record. Lineage: Eukaryota; Metazoa; Chordata; Mammalia; Eulipotyphla; Soricidae.